Exophiala oligosperma is the source of this 2138-nucleotide messenger RNA. RefSeq lists its product as uncharacterized. Gene Ontology annotation, biological process: proteolysis. The coding region runs from base 966 to 2111 and encodes 381 amino acids. The record is from RefSeq and is a predicted model, not a curated record. Lineage: Eukaryota; Fungi; Ascomycota; Eurotiomycetes; Chaetothyriales; Herpotrichiellaceae. The transcript has 2 exons.
CAAUAACCGAGGGCGAAAGGGAAAGCUCGGAACCCCGUUUAAUAAUAAUAACUGCUGCUGGUCGUGUGUCAUACCCGUUUGACCCGUUGGGGUUUAUCACACCUACUUUCCAGGAUCAACGACCCUUUUUUUUCUCCUUCUCUGCUUUCUAAUCGAGCUACUGAUCGUUUGACAAAGCCUUGUGCCCUCGGCGCCCGCUGAGAGGAGAGAGAGGGAGCAUACGACCCUAUCCACAGUAUGCGUUGCUGACGACUGUACUCCGUAAACACAUGUCAUUAGUCGGUACUUGUGUUCGUUCGGCAUCGAUUGAUCCAUGCGAUAAGCGAUAAGCGGGCGAUAAGUGAGACGCGAGAUUGACUGAGUGAUAUUGUUAAGUGAGCGAGCAAAGCAUCCCACCUUUUCCGAAGAGAAACCUCAAAACGAAAGUUCGCAAAACACACCAAGCGGGGACAUUUGUCGCAACGAUCAUCGCAUUACGACAAACAUUGGAUAACGGUGGUCAGAGAGCACUAGAAGAAGAAAAGGAAAAGACGGACAUUCAAGGACGAAGACGAAGGCGAAGGCAAAGAGUUGACACUCUCGAUAUACAUCAUCCCUCACACCACCACCACCACCACCUCCUCCUCCUCUACAUAUUGCAACCAUACCUCGCCCGUACACACGAGUCGCAUCGGCGCAAUAUAACCCUUAACCCGCGGUAUCAUAAUUAAAACGACCUGCGGCCCCUCUGUGUCGAACGAGUUCAGUGUUCGCCUUGUUAUCGAUAGUGGCGCAUAAGACACCGCUCGAUUGAUCCUGGAACUAUUGGAGGAGACCAGGACCACAGAACAUUAUACCGCGAACAGAUCUACGAAAAAAUAAGCAAGACUCACAAAAAAAAAGGCCGAGAAGAUAGGAUUGACGAGUCUGUAUAUACUCGAGUGAAUAUACGUAUACACAUACACGCUCUCGCGGGCGCACACGAGAUGGGUGACGCAGGUCCACCGACACCACCGCCGGUGUUGGUUCAAGAUCGUCCUGGAAUAGAUACGAUCGAGACACCAGAUGAGUCACCUCUGAAGGAAGUGAGGGUACUGGUCACCGGGUUCGGGCCAUUCAAAUCAUUUUUGAUAAACCCGUCAUGGCUCAUCGCCUCGGCACUACCGGAUGACCUCCCCCCGCCCGCCACCACUGCCACGUCGGGCAAAGGCAAAUACAAAAUCAAACUCGUCAUUCAUCCGUCGGCCAUUCGCGUUUCGUACUCGACCGUGUCGGAGACCGUGCCGGAACUCAUACGUCUACACGACCCGGAUUUCAUCUUGCACAUCGGCAUGGCCGGAGGGCGGGAUUGUUAUUCCCUCGAGACCCGUGGCCACAGGGACGGGUACCGGAUAAAAGACGUGGACAACCUGGACGGGUAUCUCUGCGGAGAGUGUAAGUGGAAACGUGACGGGGUGCCACCGUUACUCUACGGCAUGUGGGAUGAAGACGACGUGUUGAGGAGGUGGGAGGUUGGCGUACAGAAAGAAUUGGUCGCGAGAGGGUUUUUGGGUUCUGCGGGUGUGGAUGAGAAUGAGAUCAAAAAGACGUCAAAAACUGAGGGUGGUGAUGCGACGAGUACAAAGACAGAAACAGAAACAGAAACGGAAACGGGUACAGGUACAAACUUUGUAUGGGGGAACAACAGCCAGAAUACAAGUGUCGAGAAGGCGAAUUCGAAUGCCAGUGUCACGGGACGAAGGGCAGAAGAGAAUCGUAAAAGGGCGGUGGUGAAGUUGUCGAAGGACGCUGGAAGGUUCUUGUGUGAGUACGCCUUGUUUGAGAGUUUGAGUUAUAGAUGGAUGGAGGCGGAGAAGAAGGAGAAGAAGAAGAAGAAGAAUCGACCUACGGGACCGCGGGAUGAGGAUCAGCAAGAGCAAGACGAGGACAAGGUACGAGAGAGACUUGGGAAAGUGGCAUUUUUGCAUGUCCCAGGAUGGACGGGAGUAGAGGACAUCAAUCGUGGAGUCAUGAUAGCUGAAGAGGCCAUCAAGGCGCUGAUAGGAAGUUGGGAGGAGGGGGCAAGAAGAAAGACAGAAAGUGAUGGGAAGAGUGUUUCCACGUUUACGACUCAGAAUAGCGAAGUGCAAUGAUGAUGAUAUUAUGAGAUGUUUUGUCAU